AUGGCCCUGGGUUUUCCUGGGAGUCCUUCCAGAGAGCCUCCCGCCCACCACUCCAGGAAUAGCUGCUGAUAGGCGGAAGCCCGCCGUGCCCCAAGCACUGAUUGGUCCUUUUCUUCAUUUAAUUCGGGUGAGCCGGGUUGUUUCGGACCGCGGAGUUUGAGUUGUGGUAUCGGGGUCCGGACCAAAAUGGGCAGAUCGAGGACGAACGAGCUCAAGCAGGAGCAGGGCCGGGCGUUCGCCUUCAGGGGCCUGACCCUGGCCCUGGCUCUGCUGGGCUUGCCGGGGGUCACUGCCCUGGACAACGGGCUGGCCCUGACCCCGACCAUGGGCUGGCUGCACUGGGAGCGCUUCACGUGUAACGUGGACUGCAUCGAGGACCCGGAGAACUGCAUCAGUGAACAGCUCUUCAUGCAAAUGGCUGACCUCAUGGUAUCAGAAGGCUGGAAGGAUGUGGGCUAUGAGUAUGUCUGCAUCGAUGACUGUUGGUUAGCCUCCAAACGAGACGAGAAUGGUAGACUCAAAGCAGACCCCAAACGCUUCCCCAGUGGAAUCCGUCACCUAGCAAACUAUGUACAUUCCAAGGGACUGAAGCUAGGGAUUUAUCAAGAUGUGGGAACUCUCACCUGUGCUGGAUACCCAGGCAGCUAUGGGUACUAUGAUAUCGAUGCCAAAACCUUUGCUGACUGGGGAGUGGAUCUGCUGAAAUUUGACGGCUGCAACUCUAAAGAUCUGGAAAGUUUGGUAGAAGGCUAUAAGUACAUGUCCUUUGCCCUCAACAGAACUGGCCGGAGCAUUUUGUAUUCCUGUGAGUGGCCUCUGUAUACAAGGCCCUCCCAGGAGCCCAAUUACACAGAAAUUCGACAGUACUGUAACCACUGGAGGAACUAUGGUGAUAUCUUGGAUUCCUGGAUUAGUGUGAAGAACAUUCUGGCCUGGACUGCAUCUAAGCAGGAGACCCUUGUUCCUGCUGCUGGACCAGGAGGAUGGAAUGAUCCUGACAUGUUAGUCAUCGGCAACUUUGGACUCAGCUGGGACCAACAAGUAACUCAGAUGGUGCUCUGGGCUAUCAUGGCAGCCCCACUCUUCAUGUCUAAUGACCUCCGACACAUCAGUCCCCAAUCCAAGUCCCUGCUGCAGAAUGUAGAUGUGAUUGCAAUCAACCAGGAUCCUUUGGGCAAGCAGGGCUACCGGCUCUGGAAGGUUGAGGACUUUGAAGUGUGGGAACGUCCCCUAUCAAACUUAGCCUGGGCCGUGGCUGUGCUAAACCAGAAAGAGAUCGGAGGACCUCAGAAUUAUGCCUUUUCUGCUGCUGUCUUGGGUGGGGGACUAGGGUGUACUCCAGCCUGCUUUAUCACACAAAUCCUUCCUGUUAAAAAAGAGCUGGGACUUUACGAAUGGACAUCUCAAUUGAAGGUUCGAGUAAACCCCACAGGCACUGUGCUAUUGAAGCUACAGACUUUCCAGCAACACGAAAGUUUCCAGUAAUACCACCCUGGAUGACUUAUUUCUAGCUACACCAACUCCAAUGACUGAGAUGAUUCUCUUUCCAAUAACGUCACUUCUGAUGAAUUCGACUUCCACUACCAUCAUAAAUAACUUAUAAUUUAUAACAGUUUAAAAUGUUUUCUCAUCUUCUGUGGGUUUCUUUCCUUUUGGUACAACACUGAAGCAUGGCCAUUGUCAUUUGCAACUGGGCAUUAAACCAUUUCUUUAAUGUUCCCUCUAGGCCACUUAGGAUCCUUUUAGUGAUUUGUAACUGAACUUACCCCCCUCACCUAUAAAUCUAGAGCAGUAUCCCCAUUCCAACGUCUGAAUGUAGGAUUUCCAAUCCAACCACCCCCAGGGCAGGUAUGUACCAUACAAAUGCUAUUUUUCCAAGGAUGACUCAGCCAUUAAAUCACCUAAUGGCUAUGACAAGUAUCCAGGAAGAGAAAGCCUAACACAAAUCUAGGGUAUAAAAUGUAGACUCAAGGUGAGUUGACAAUUCCUUUCUCUUCCCCCCCUCCCCAUAUAUUUUCCCCCUCAACAAAAGAGUCUAGCAAACACCCUUAGGAAGACUCAACAUUUAUUAAGCACCUUUAGUGUGAAAGGCACGGUGCUUGCACCGUGCCAAGAUACAAAGAUAGACACAGACAAACAUUCUGCCCUGGAGAGGGCUUAAAGCCUAAUAUGGGUUUAUGUAAUACAAAAAACGAUGUAAAAUAAAGAAACAAUGACCUCCAUUCUUUACUGUUCCAAGCCUUGACCAGCUGUCAUUUCACCCACCCCUAAAACAUAACUGAUAACAGUUUUCAGUUAACAGGCCAUCCCUUCAGCUAUGGGAAGUCACUUGACUAAUACUCUGAAAGCAAGGUACAAAUGAGUUUUCAAUUUAUAGGCAAUCCCUUUAAUGGCCAGGCAAUUCAAUCAUUAAUUUCCACAAAGAAUCCCAACAACCCAAAUAGAUAUGGGAAACUUAAAAAA
Trichosurus vulpecula (common brushtail) is the source of this 2463-nucleotide messenger RNA. It is a transcript of the gene GLA, whose product is annotated as galactosidase alpha. The transcript has 7 exons. Gene Ontology annotation, biological process: oligosaccharide metabolic process; glycosylceramide catabolic process; glycoside catabolic process. Bases 187 to 1485 code for a protein of 432 amino acids. Gene Ontology annotation, molecular function: alpha-galactosidase activity. Lineage: Eukaryota; Metazoa; Chordata; Mammalia; Diprotodontia; Phalangeridae. Gene Ontology annotation, cellular component: cytoplasm. The record is from RefSeq and is a predicted model, not a curated record.